Molecule: messenger RNA, 1483 nt
Organism: Mytilus californianus (California mussel)
Lineage: Eukaryota; Metazoa; Mollusca; Bivalvia; Mytilida; Mytilidae
Exons: 3
Coding region: 36-1052 (338 amino acids)
Source: RefSeq, a predicted model, not a curated record
AUCCAGGUAAAGAAAUCCAUAAUAGAUAAAUAGAUAUGAUGGAGGUGAAGACAAAGCUACGGUUUUGUCUUGUGUUUUCCGUCAUUGCCUUGGUCCUUAAGAUCAUAGUUUUUAUCAGUCCAGGAUGGGUAGUGGUCAAAUCUUACUUCCGUGAUCCAUUACCAACCCAUGUAAUUCAAAAACCAGAACUAGAGAUCGACAGGAGACACGCAAUUUCCAUUUCUUUUGGAGUCUGGUACUACAAGGUGUGUAGACAUGAGAGAAACAAUGAGGAUGGGGAUAAAGAAAAGAUGGAAUCCAUGGAGAAGACAACACCAAAGGACACAAGACGGACAAGUGAAGAAAUUCGGCGUCAUCACAACCACAAGAGACACCACCACAGAUGUUACCAUAGAUGCUACAAGAAAAAGCAACAUGGUCAAAGAAUUGACUAUGUUGGCGAGGACAUUGAUGAAGCCAAGUGGGAAGACAAAACAUUUGAAAAUGAUAUACCAAUAAAUUUUAUUGAGGCAAGAGAGUUUAUCAACACAUCGGUUGAAUUUGCACGCCAUGGACGAUAUGAGUUGACAUGCUAUGUUACCAUUGGCCUCAUUCUGGGAUUAAUUGGUAUGGCUGGUGCCAUUAAGUAUGCACGUGGUGGUGGUGUAGGAAAACAUACUGGAAGACUCGUAUGCUCUACUCAAGUCUUCUCAUCUUUCUUCUACUGGGUUGCCAUUAUCAGAGUUGCUACAUUCGUCAUUCAACUGAGAACUAUUCAGAAGCAUGAAAUUCUUGACGACCACAUGGGUCACGAUGUUUGGUUUUCUGUUCCUUGGUGCCUUAUCGUCGGAGCCAUUGGGGCUAUCGUCAUGGAUAUAUCAGCUUUAUUCCAUCUAAUCAUGAUAUCACGUGACCGGAAGUCUGAUGGGGUAGAAUACUCAUUUCACACAGAGAAACACGGCUCAAGCAAAGUUCCCAUUAUUGCUCCGAGAGGAUAUGAACAACUUGUGGUACCACCACUAUAUACUCAAGGAGAAGUCGGGCCACUUCCCGAAAAACAACCUAUUUCGUAGACUUAUAUUUUUAUUUUGUUGUUGCUUUACAUUUGACUUAUAUUAGAUUAAAUAAUCAUGUACGUGUUAUAAGUAAGGGGACACAGUUGACUUUUCAUAGAUUAUUUUUUGAAAAUUCCACCGUAAUGAACCUUUUUAAUGUGUCAUCCCACACGCUUGAAAUUACAGAUUAUGUUCAUUGCUAUAAUAUUCCUAGUGAAAAGAUAUGCUACACAUAAUAUUUGUCCUAGCCUAAACAGAAGCAUUUUAAAAAUGACUGCCACUUGUCAGCAAAGACUAUUUAUUUGUACUUUUUGUAAUAACAUUGUAAUUUUGUUCAUGUAAAGGAGGAGAAUGGUGAAAUCAGCUGGUCUCAAUAUAGAACUACUACUAUACGAAUUAGUCAAAGAAAUUAAAUGCUUUGUUUUGUAUUAUAAAUUGUUUUAUUUUUU